Messenger RNA from Paramuricea clavata, 14699 nucleotides. NCBI's taxonomy places the organism in Eukaryota, Metazoa, Cnidaria, Anthozoa, Malacalcyonacea, Plexauridae. The record is from the annotation of a GenBank genome assembly.
AACAAAGCGAACGCAAUCUCGCUACGAACUAGUUCGCAACAUUCUAUUAAAAUAAUCGGAAUUCAUCCAUCAGAUCAUCGUUGGCUUAAUUUGAGGUAAGCACAGUAAGCUCUAUAUUAAGAUUAUUAUGAAUAUGUAGAACGCGUUGUUUAGUACGCUCUCUUUCACUCUGUCCCUGAUUCGUAGUACGAUGUUACGAAAUAUAUGUGGGUUUUACUUGACGUUUUCUUGCUCGAAGUACAUUGGAAAAAAAAGAAUCCCAAAGAUGACCUCACAAUCUUUAUUAGAGUUGGCGUUAAGAAAUUGAAAACACGCGUACGCUAGAAAUUUUAAGCCCUAGAUUGUUUAAGUGAGCUGACAGUGUAAGGUAUACACUUAUCAGAGCCAAUAAUUUAAAGAGCCAAGGUAGCCUGCAGUAAUUAUAUAGUCUGCCUUCUGUCCUCGUUUAAGUCCUUCACUGCGUUUCGGCCUGGUUCGGACUAAGCGUUUUGCGCAGGGCUCGUGCGCAAAAUAUUUUCUUUUCAUGAGGCACGUUUUUUCGUUUUUGAAUCCGAAUUCAAAGCCCUCUCGUAUAAGCGCCCCCCUUCUUUCGAAAAAAUAUUCUUCCCCGACUUUCAACCCAUGGCCUAACACAGCAAAGAACGUGUGCAAAGAUUGGAUUAUAUAAAUGGCCUGAUGGUAUGAAGACUGGUCCUACUGGCUGGUUAAGAAAUCCAUAUAAUAUUUAAAGUUGUUUUCGGGCGAGAUAAGGAGGAAAUAUCGCUAGUGACUAACCGUGAGAUCUUGUCUGGUAGGACUGCAAAUUUCCCUUAUAAGAGGGUUGGCCCAACUAAAGGACUGAGCGACAACCAUCCUACCUGUGUCAUUGGGCUUUUCGAUGUCGUUUUGAUUAAAAAUUUAGCUCACAGGAGUAGCCUAUAAUUAGUAUACCGAAGGUCCGAGUUCCAUUCUCGCUCGAUUCAACUUUUAUAGUUGACUCGACUGUCAAAUGAUAUCGUAGGUGUCCUAAGGUGAGCUCAUUGACAACCGAAAUCUCGUGUAGAACAAAAGGGUACAAGCUUACUUGAUUUUGAUUUCCCUCAGUCUCAAGCUAGAGGUGUCAGAGAAGUUACCACACGGGUUCUGACGCCCUUUGGCUGUGUAAGAAAUCAUGUGAGCUACUCUCUCCUCACUCUCCAUACGGAUGGUUCUGUAACAGAAGCAAUUUCCAUGGACACCGAUUUUAAUUUUUCAGUUGUCAAUUGUUAAUUUUAUUAUUGUUUACUUGAAGCGGCGGGGGGCACGAUUGAGGGGGGAUUUGCUAUACCAGCUUAUGUUUAUAAAGGGCCCUGCGUGUGUGCAAUAAAAAUCUCUUUGAAUUUAAUUUAUUUUUAUGCAUAUAAUUGUAAACACUUUAAAGUUCAACUGUUUCGAUGACGCCACCGUUACAGAAACUUCAUACUUAGGCAGCUUCAGCAAACAGAACGACUAUAGUCGAGGACGUGACUGCGUAGUAGUUCACGUUGUGUCUAUAGAACGGCAUUGGGAGUGAUUUCACCUCCCGUCUAGGGCAUCUGUAUAUAUAUAUAUAUAUAUAUAUAUAUAUAUAUAUAUAUAUAUAUAUAUAUAUAUAUAUAUAUAUAUAUAUAUAUAUAUAUAUAUAUAUAUUAUAUAUAUAUAGUCAUAGGUUAUUCAUUCUUAAUUAAUUAACUAUUCUAAUGAUGACCACAUGACACUGUGUGAACUGGCUUUACUAACAUGAUUUUCAUUUUAGUAUUGAUAACUAUAGAAGAAGAAUAGGCCUACAAGCUUAUAGACUAUUCUUUUUGACAGUCCAGUAAUUUCAAAUUGAUUUUCUGUUCGCCUGUGCGAGAUGUCAAAUGAAUCUUGUGUAAUUGUGAAACUGCUAGGCUGUAUAUUGUAUCCUUAAAACUUCUUUUCAGAAGUAGGAAAUAGUUUGCCAGGAAAUGUCGAAAUACUAAGAAUAAAGAACCCUUUUUAUUAAAUACUUAUUUCUAAAUCAUUAAGCUCAGGGACUGGAAUUAAUAAACUACCCUUGACUGUUAAAAUAUAAUUAGGCUAUCACAUGCAUGCAGUCACAUCUCAAAAGUUAUGGCAGUAAUGAUCAUGUGGUCCGGUUUUCGCCGCAAAAAUAGAAAUUGUUUUCUAAAUCAGAUUCUGUGAUUACUUUAAAUUUCAAUAGUCGUCGAUAAGAAUGCUAAGUAUGCAAGAGUCCGUUAAUCUCACACGCACAACGUGAAUCUGUGCAUGCAUGCAGAGAAAUUGAACGUGCAUGGGAACUGAUAAAUGGCAACGUGUAUUUCCGCAGGGCAUAUAUCAACCGCUCAUGAGCCACAUCGUAUAUAAGGCAUGCACAAGUUUCAGGUUCUGUUUACUAACACUGUCGCUAAUAAAUACAGACUGAUUCACCAGACUGGCAUUUUUCUAGAUUAUGUUACUUAUAAUGGACCGAUAACAGUUUUUUUCAGUAUCAAAUACUCAAAUCAUAACCUAAGAUGGCUAAGUUCAUCAGUUCUUUAUGCUCUCGAGAUCACUCAAGGUAUUAAUCCACUCGGUUCGUGAGCUAUAGUUACCUUGCUAAGCUAAAUAAGGCACAACAUGCUUUAAUUUGAUGGGCUAAGUUACUUUUCUGGUUGAAUAUAUUGGGGCUUCGGUAGCGCGGUAAUCAGGAAAGCAAGUCGGCCUUUCACCUUUGUCUCUCAGAUUGUGCGUUUGAUUCUCGUUGCCGAAAAGAACCAGUUAACGCUCUUCCAAAAGUCUUGGGUUUUCACUCGGCACUGACACAUGUAAAAAUCUCACAACGUGUCAAAAAGAUGUGGCAACAGGGUUGUAACAAGCUUUCAAGUUGCUACAAGGUUGCCACUCACAACUUGUUGAGAAAGUGUUGAAUUGCAGGACGACUAUAAGUUGUUUGAACAACUUGUAACAAGUCUGUUGAGUUCAACAACCUUGUAGCGAGUUGACAACAAGCUGGGACAGAAAUCUCAGUUUUAAAACAGUUAAUAUAUUUAUUAUUUCAAAAACAGCGAUAUCUCCAAUAAUAGAUCAGAAUUGAUUUGUAACGGAAACUUUUGAUCAUAUAUAUACCGCACCAAACUGAUGACUCAUCAUCCUCUUUAGGAAAAAAACUGUCCAAAGUGUAUAAUUCGCAAACCAAUUUAAAUAUAAGAUCGAAAAGUGAAAGAAAUUUAUUCCGCGAGUUCGAUCCUACAAUCCAUUUACUCUGUCCUUUGAACUCCACCUUCUCAGUAUAAUUUUUGGAAAGUAAAAUUAAUUCCAGUAAUCAGUAUUGUACGUGUACGCGAGAUGCGGUAUUGGAAGUCCUGCAGCAUUCCGUUUCCUAUAUUUGGAGUAUAUAGAAUGCACGUAUACGUGACGAAAUUAAACAUGACUUUAUGCGCUAUAGGCGUUUCCAAUAUAUAAAAAAUAUUAUAUACAUACAUAAUGAAACAUUAUUCCUUGACGGUUUUAAUCGUCAAAAACAUAGUUAUAUAGUUGAUAUAUCCGCUUUGUCAUAAAACCGCGUUAACCCAUCAUUGAUAUUAUUGGAACGUGACAGUUUAAAAUUUAUUCCACAUGCACGCGAUAAAGUAUGAAAGUGGAAGGCACUGUUCUGUUUACUCUGCCUAGGCUGCCUGUAAACAUACAAAUUAAAUAUUAUUCUUUGAUGGUUUCGAUUGUCACGAAUCCUCAUGCAAGUGCUGUAUACAGCCUGUACUACCAGGUUUAAUAAUUUUAAAAUAACGUAAAUACUUUAAAAAACUUGUUCAUACAACAAUACGAACGUGUCAUAAGAAGCUAAGAGAUUAGAAUUGAAAUUCUGGUGAGAAAACAACGCCACUCUGCACCGUCCCUUUGUUAUUCUUCGAGCGUGCUGGAUCAGUUCUCAUCGACAGAUCGCCUAAUAAGAGUAGUAAAAGUAUUAAAAUAUAUUUAUUUUUGUUUUCCAGAAACCAAGAUGGCCAGUGCUUAUAAAUGUCUUCGUUAUCUUAUGAUCAUAUUCAACCUUGUAUUUUGUGUAAGUACAAAAUCAUUUUUAUUCGAAUUUCCGUUCACACUCCACGUAUGAAUAUUCUGUGUCCUCUGUUUGUGAAUGUCUUCCAGUCGUCGACUACAAGUACAUGAAUGCUCGAACGGUUGUCGGCUGACGACUUGGCGCCAGUGUAGGUAGCCGGACGGUUACAGAAAACUGCAAUGAAGGCUAUACCACUACUUGAAAUGAAGGCUAUACCACUACUUGAAAAAAUGUGAUACGAAAUUAUUGUAACAGUUAUAGAAAUUUCCCUGUUAAAAUGGCUAAUAAUAAUGUACCAGUCAACCCCAGAUAAUUAAGGCGUAAUUAAUUCCCUGCACUCUAAAAACGUUAAAACGUCUAAUAUAACAACUUAAAUUGACUCCUGGCUAUUUUAGCUUUUUCUGAUUUUUUACCCUAUAAUCUAGUAAAUUUAACCGGCCAUACAUGCAUGUAGGAAGUUUUCCUGGUUAAAUUAAAGCCUGCAUGGUCGUAAUGGUCUUAAAAAUAGAGUCGCGAUAUUUUUCAACGGCCAGUUAUUCCUGUAAACCCAGGGCUGGAACUACUGGAAGGGGGGGGGUGUAACACCCCCAAUGAAAAGUCAAGAAAGGGUGCCCAACUUCCCCAGAUAGGGGCCCGGAAUGCUGGAAUUGCGGAACGUGAAGGAAUAUUGAGGUUGAAAAAGAUCUGAAAAAGUAUUUUUUAGUUCACAUCAAACCAAAUAUUGCUCGGUACGUCCCUGUGUAAACCCCAUUUUUUUAUUUCACAUCAAACCAAAUAUUGCUCGCCACGUCCCUGUGUAAACCACAUAUAAAUCAUGAGUAUUCUCUAGUUAGAAUCACUUGUAUUUUCGGUUCUAAAAUGUUGUAUUUCGGCUGAUGAGAGAGAUCGUGACUUAAUCUUUACGACCGUUACGACCAUAUGGAAACCAGGCUUAACUGGACUAUGUUUGGGGUCAUGGCUAUUCUCCAACCAAACAUAAUCUGAUUAAUUUAACCAAAAAUGUUAAGUUGGCGGCCCAAAUAAGGUUAUUCGAUCGUAGGUAAGCCAACAAUUUUAACCCGAGUAUGUAAGUCAAAUGUGCUCAAUGCAUAUGCCGCACACUUGUGAUCACUCCUCGGCGCGCACUGAGUAUGCGAGGAAGCUUGUAGUUUUUCAGUCACCGGGAAUUCGCAUCUAGAGGGUUCUAUCUUAAUUAGAAUAAUUAAAGGUUCUAGUAGAGAGAAGCGACAAAUUUGCUCUAAAUCAAGAACUGCAUUUCAUCGACGCAAUUCCAUGUUUGUGAUUCUAAGCAAGCCACCUUUCCUUCUUCGCGAAGGAAAACUCAAAGGACAUCACUAUACCGUAUCGGUGGUUUUAUAUGUGAUAAAAAAUCAGACAUAAACUUUAGCUUUGAUUUUCUCGGUUUAGACAACGUUAAUUUUUAAAAUUACUGGUCCAAUGAACUCAUAAGAUGGGUCGUUUUUUGGAGCCAUUGAUUUUGAUCGAAUCAGGUGAUAAACAAACACCGGGCUGUCGCCUCGGGGUUUUCUAUCUGAUAAAGCACUCCUGCUCGUGUUUUAAUUAAAUAGAAUAUAGCUACUAUAAUUAAUAUCCAUUGGCCCACAAUAUAUAUAUAUAUAUAUAUAUAUAUAUAUAUAUAUAUAUAUAUAUAUAUAUAUAUAUAUAUAUAUAUAUAUAUAUAUAUAUAUAUAUAUUUUUUUUUUCGUUUUACCUCAAAAAACCACAACAGUCUGUUUCAUCCCUAUAGGAAUCAUCAGGUGGUUUCAUCCGUAUAGGAAUCAUCAGACCAUCUGAUGAUUCCUAUACGAAUGAAACAGACUGUUGUGGUUUUUUGAGGUAAAACGAAAAACUAUAUUACGCUCUAUCUAUAUGGUAUUGAGCACUGUUUGUGUUUCGUAAACCAAAAUAUUAAGCUAUAUAUAUAUAUAUAUAUAUAUAUAUAUAUGUAGGUUUUAUAAUUAUAAAUAUAACUCCAUUUUGCCAGCUGAAGUACAUGUACAGUGCAUUUGAAACAUUGGUGAAACUCAUUCGAAAUAUUUUGUUAUUAUAAGCUGUGUGGAAUUGGUGUUCUUGUGGCUGGGAUCAUCGUCCGUGUAGAUAGAGAAGAUCGUCUACUGUACCUUGAAGUUUGUGAUAAAUUUGAUUAUCAUUCAGUAUCUUACAUAACUAUUGCUUCUGGUUUGUUCAUCAUCAUCGUCUCUGCAAUUGGUUUCUUUGGAACAUUAAGGGAAAGCAGAUCUGUUCUUCUCUCGGUAUUACUUUAUUUUUUAGUUUUAUUAUUCUAAUCAAAUUAUUGUAAUGAAAUCCAUAUACUAUGGAAUUCGCACUAAUUGCAUCACCAAAUCCAUUGUACAGUAAAUCCAUAUUAUUUCCAUACUAUAUCCAUAUAUAGUAUGGAAAUUGCAAUUAGUAUGAAAAUUGGAUUUCCGUAUUAUUUCCAACAAAUAUCCAUGCUAUUUCCAUAGUUAAGGAUUUCGAAAAAUUCCAGUGGAUAGCGCUAUCUGGCCUUCGCAUAUCUGGCAGUGCCGUAGCUAGCAUUUAUAGUUGGGGGUUGUAGGCUAAAAAUUUCCGAAUGACGAAGAAAAUUUUCGAAUAUUCCAAAAUUCUUUGCGACCUCCCCUCCCCCCCCUCAGUGUACCAUUUUAAGGGUCAAAAAAAUUUUCCGGACAUACCAAAAGUCAGAUAUUACCUAAAAAUUGCCUGAAUCUCAUGAUUUUCGUACAAAAACCAUAUACUAUUAUUGCCGUAAUUUUCCGAAUGGCCACCCAUUUUCCGAAUAUGUCAAAAGUUGGGGGGGGGGUUAACCACCCCCGAAUACCCCCCCCUCGCUAAGGCCCUGAUAUCUGGCUCCAGAGCUUUACUAUUCUAAAUCAGCACUGAGAGUGUCAGUUCUUGUUAAUGUCUCAUGCCUUGUACGAAUAAGAUGCAACUUUACACACUGAUUCGGUGAUUCCUGUGGUGCCUAUUAUAAACUAAGAAUUUUGCUACACUCGGGUGUUACAUUUUCAACGUGAAAUUUUCAACGCUUGAAUUUGGACAGCCCAUGCAUAAAUCAGAAAAAUGAUCCGGUUUAAGAUCUACAUGUACCAAAUGCAAAUGCAGUCAGUGUACGAUUUGCUAACGCAAAUAAAUUCGUCACAAAUGACACUGACAUUCAUAACAUCAACCUCGCAAGCCAGGCUCUCUACUUCCGCUAAUUCCCUCCCAAACACGCUCCAGCAUGUUUGGGAGGGAAGCGGAAUUAGAGAACCUGGCUUGCGAGGUUGACAUAACAUGUUACAAAACAACGUACGUGCAUGACUGGGAUGUGGAACAGGACUUUCGUCGCAAUUAAUACCGGAUCCCUUACGCACUUUCUCGGUGUAAGAACAAACGAAGGCCUGAUACUGACCUGAUCGUAGGUUUAACCCUGAAAAAUGUACAUUUUUGUUUGUUGAUACACGAACCGAGAAGAUCCCCUAUAACUUUACGACAGUAAAUGUGUACUGUAUAGUACAUACACAUUACAAACAUUUAGGACACAGAGGUUGUUCACCAUUUACAUGGAAAACCCAUCGGUUUGAAAUUGUGCUAAUGCUAAGCAAAAUUUCGGAUAGAAAAUCCCAUUCGGAUUAUGCGCUUUUCAUUUAGAAUGACUGACAGGAAGGCACUGAAGGGUUGUUUACCAUUUAUAUGGAAAAUCCGGUUUGAAUUAAAUCGGGAAGAGCCUGGAACUGGUGAAAAAAAUAAAAAAGAUGUAAAUGGAACAAAAUUUAACGAUUGAAACGUUCCAAUCGGUAAGAGAGGACAACCUUUUCGAACAAAUCGUUCAUUCCGGAAAAGUUCCGGUUGGGCAGUCGAAAUAUGCUUGUUCCAUUUACUUUCCGUAUGGAAUCACCGGAAAUUCCAUGUAAAUGGUAAACAGCCAGAAACUCGAUGUUAGCUACGGGUAGGAAGUUUGUUUGUUAUUGAUUGCUGUUAUAUAUACUAAAUCGUGUUCUAAACAUCUGAACACGUCUUUAUCUCGGUAGGUAUAAACUGUUCCAAGGUUUUGCAGAUCUAAAAAAUAUUCCUCUAUCUUUACAGUUCAUCUGCUGUUUGUUCACGUUGUUCUUGAUGGAAGUCACCAUUGGUAUUUUAUCUGUUGUUUACAAAGCGGAGGUAAUUUUAACAUAAUGAAAUAUUAUAAUAAGAGUCAAUUCACGGUAAGUUAUGUAACUAUAAAAGUCUUCCACUCUACUUGGUGCAGUUAGAAUAGCAAUAAGGUAAAAUUAUUUUUUUCUUUACUUUAUCAAAAGGUGGAAGAUGAACUGAAGGAUUGCAUGAAUGGCACUCUGGUGGAAUAUUACGCUGACGAAAAAAUGAAAAACUCUUGGGAUAAAAUACAGAUCGAGGUAUAUAUCUUAAGCUGUAUGAUACCAACGAUAAACACUAAUAACCACUUAAUUAAGAUUUUAAAGCUACAUAUGCAUGUAAAACCACUGACGAUUUACUCAUGUGCCAAGCCCCUUAGGCCUCUAUUAGGGCCGUACGCCGUAUCUUGAAAUAAGUAUCUAAAUGUCAAUGCAUUCAAAGCCAUAUCAGUUGAAUGUAUAAAAAACUCUAAAAACACCCCGGUUGAAAAUUCCCUGGGUAAUCUAAAACCAACCCUGUUUAAUUUGCGGUAACUUAAUGUUCCUGGUUAAUUCAAUUACAUAUCUGGUUGAUUUAAUCAUAGCCCUGGGUAAUUUAUCCAGGAUUCCUGGUUAAUUUCAGCAACCAGAUUAUGGUAGGUGAAUUCCUAACCAGGCAUUCUUGGUUAAUAGUCCACCAAACAUAACCUGGUUAAUUCAACCAUAUAUAGCCUGGUUAAAUUAACAAGAAAUCCUGGUUAAAUUAGCCACGAUAGUGAUCAAAUUAAGAUUGUGGUUAAAUUAACCAGGAUAUUGAACCAAGAAUAUUAAUUACCCAUAACAGGGUUGAUUUUGGAUGAACCAGGAAAUUUUUAACCAUCGAUCGUGUUUUUAGAGCGUGCUUAGCUUAUGGCUGUCCCAUACAGAAUCAAACAUUCUCAUUCACAAGAUUAAAAGCGCUAUUUAAUGGUUUAAUUAAUAAUUCAUAAUACUGUUAUAAAAUUAGUAAGUUAUAAAAUUAGUACGUAAUUUUCUGUAGUAAGGCAGUUGCUCCCACUUGCCUCCUCCCUCCCUCAUUAAUUUUUAUGCAUAAAGGAACUGUUUAAGAAGCUGCUUUAAAUUCCCAAGAGCAGAAAAUCUUUACAAAUACAUAUCUUAAUUUCGUAAAGUCAAUAUUUAUAAUACAUGCACCCUGUCAAUAUUUUACGCAUCUUUUGGGUUUUCUGAGACACCCUGGUUGUUUACCAUUUACAUGGAAAUUCAGGUGAUUCCAUGCGGAAAGUAAAUGGAACAAGCAUAUUUCGGCGGCCCAACCGGAACGUUUCCUGAAUGAACGGUUCGUUUGAAAAGGUUGUCCUUUCUUACCGAUUGGAACGUUUCAACCGGUAAAUGUUUCCAUUUACAUAUAUUUUAUUUUUUCACCAGUUCCAGGCUCUUCUCGAUUUAACAAUUGAAAUUAUUAAAUGGAAAGCAUAUAACCGAAUGGGAUUUUCUAUCCGAAAUUUUGCUUACCAUUAGCACAAUUUCAAACCGGAUGGGUUUUCCAUGUAAAUGGUAAACAACCCCUGUGUACACCAAAUUAGCACUAAGUCUCGUCUUUGUGUGAUUUCCUUGACAACUACAGCGGUAAUUUGGAAUUGGUCUAUUGCACAUGCAGCCAAUAUUAACGAAUGUUUAAUUAACGAACUUGUAAUUAUUUACUUUCUUAGUUAUCAUGUUGUGGCGUUUUGGAUGGAAAGGACUAUGCACGUGCUAGAAACAGACCAUUCAACGUUACCAGUCCAAAAACCUGUGACUCUAACACUUAUGAUAAUGUAAUUGAUUACUUAUGUGUUUACAUCCAGUUUGGGGGAGGGGAGUUAGGGGUGUGCGACACCCUGAAAACGAAUGAAACCCGUUCAGUGCUGUGUCCUGAUAUCGUGUCUUGGAACUGAAAUAUUUUACGGGAACUAACACUUUCGAACACGCUGAGUUCAAAUCCGAAAACUUCUAUUUUAUAUUCACUAAUAUAAUUUCACGACAACUUUUUUCAUUGUUCAACGAGACGGAUUGAUGAAGACAAACGAUUAUUUAUGUCACUCAAAAGGACCAAUUUCUAUUAACGGUUAUAAUUUUGAGUUAUGCAAUCUUUGGACAUAAACAACAUAUCUUGUCUACAAGAAGGUACAGAUAAUUAACGCUUUCUAAAAUCCCCAGUUCUAGCGAUAUCUCUAUAAAAUCAAAAGGACGUUAAUUAAUCACUAAGUUUUUGGCUAUGUCACUGGCCUGAAAAAUAACUAUUGAUCUGUUAACGCAAUCAUGGUAUUUAAAACAAAACGGCAAAGACAACGCUAAAAUGAAAUAUUGUCGAUGAGUUGCUGGUAGAAGACUUAAGGCAGGAUCACUCUUAAUUAACCAUACUAAACUUGAAGAAUAAAUGAUGUUCACAUCAAAGACAAAGAUAUUCAGUGCCAAAGUAUAAAAUUUGCUCUGUAAACUUACGACGAAGUGGAGAAAUGUGUGCAUGAGCUGUUUAUAUUUGGUGAUUUCAACGUCAUGGAAGCCAUCUUUCCAAUAAUAUUCGCUAAUCGCACAGAAUAACAUGCACCAACUGAUAAUAGUUCCUGAAAUGCAAUGAUACGUUACCUCUUGAAUUACGUCUCAGAAACUGUGUUGAAAAUUUAAAUGCUAACCCAUCACAUAAAAUUACCGAUUUACAUCGUUGUAUAAAACAUAUACAUUUUGAUCACUGACAUACAUGCAUGUAAGGAGUAAUUUCUCAGCCCAGAGACAUAACCCAAAGACUUAACAUUAACGUCCUUGUGAUUUUAUAGAGAUACAGCGAAAUAGAGACAAUAGAGCCAGAACUGAGGAUUUUAGAAAGCGUUAUCUGUCAGACCUUCCAAUUCUCAAAGUUGUAGACAAGAUAUGCUGUUCACGUCCAACACAGAUAAGUUUACAUAACUCAAAAUGAUUCAAGCAAAACGGUCUUUUGUUAAAAGGAAGACUGGUUAAUAGAAGUUAGUCCUUUUGAGUGACAUAAUCGUUUGUCGUCAUCUAUCCGUGUCGUUAACAAUGAAAAAUCGUGAAAUUAGUGAAGAUUAGCAGUUUGUGAGAAAACUGCGUAUCUGCGGAUCGGGAACUUUUCGGAUUUGAACUCAGCGUGUUCGAAAGUGUUGGUUCCCGUAAAAUAUUUCAGUUCCAAGACAUGGGAAAUGAAAAAUAGUUUUCUAGGUACCUUUCUGAGGUCAUAGCAAACGGCCUAUUAAGAGAAACUUUUUUCCUGGUUCAGACUUAAGGCUGAUUUCCACUGUUGCGUUUUUCAUACGUACGUAUACGCAAGUAAAACUUUAAAUCCGUUUAAAUGUUACUUAUGGAAUAACCAAAUAAAUAAAGCAGCAGAAUUCAGUGUUCCGCAAGUUUUAGUAUGCAUUUGUUGACUUAUUUGUAAAAUAUUUAAAAAAUAGAAGGAUUCAACGUUUUACGUGCGUGUACGUGCGUAUGAAAAACGCAACAGUGGAAAUCAGCCUUUAGUUCUGGCCUUGGCCAAGUUUUUGCUUCAUUGAUUGGUCGACUAGUUCCAUCAGUCAAUCAGUGUAGGCCUACUUAUAGACCUAAAAGACUUUCGAUUUGUAUUCAAUGUUACCGCCAUACUUUUUCUCGUAACAGGGAUGUCAUUCUGCCAUAAAAGAGAAAGCAAGUGAUCAUUUGGCAAUUUUGGCAGUGAUUGCUGGAGUUAUAACGUUGGUUGAGGUAACGUUGCCAUAAUUUUUUUUCAAAAAGGCCCCCCGCCAAAAAAUUUUUGCCCCGGGCCCCCGCCAACCUCUCUGCGGCACUGCGUGUAGACUAAGAGUUAAAGGGAAAUAACAAUAUAUUUUUUUAUAUUCUCAUUUGAAAGAUCGUUUGAAACUAUAUAUUAACUUAUUUUAUAGAUUUUUCAUAUCGUGCUUAUAGUUCUUGAAAUAUUUUUUUCACUUGAAGUAAUGAGAUGUCCGCCAUCUUGGAUACAUUUUUUAUCUCAUUAACGGUAGUUUUGGUGACGUCACAACAGGGAUUAACCAUAUAAAAGUAUUAGUUGCUGACGGCCAAAUAUUGGUUGGUAGAUGUUUUAAAGGUUUUGAGCGAUUUUGAUAUUUCGAAAGGCAGACAGACUGAGAGCAUAAUUUUGAGUGCAAAAUGAUUAGUGGUUUUCUAGAUAAAAAUAUUGCGUGUCCUCUGUUGUGAUGUGACAUGCAUAUCUACAAAAAAUGAAGAUAGAAUCGAUCAAAAAAUUUGUAGAAGUAAGCAAGAUAUGAAAACCCCCGGUAAAACAGAAUUAUGUAUAGUCUUAAAAGUUCUUUCAAAAGAGAAAAUAAAAAAAUGUAUAUUGACAUUUCCAAUUCCCUUUAAUAAUCAUGCAGGAUUUGGGAAAUCUCACAAGAUAGAACUGAUUGUUGAAAUGUUUUGUGGAUGCAAAUUUAGAGAGUAAAUUUUAUACGUAUAUUACACCUAACCAGGAGAAGUUUUUUCUAAUUUAAAUUUCUUUUCUUUACUUUAUGUUUUUAUAUAGCUCAUCGGUAUUGCAUUUUCAUUGUGGAUAGUUUGUAAGAUUUCUGAGAAAUACCAUACAUGAUCGAUACUGGAUUUACAGAAUUUUGAAUUCAUCAAAUUGGUCAUGCGCAAACUUACCAUGUAUCUAUAUAUAGUAAAUAAUUAUCCUUGGAAAGGUGGGGGAAGGAAUUGUGAUCUAACUAUAGUAGCUACAAAUGGAAACUUGGGUUUUAAGAACUGUUGUUUUGUAGAAUCAUCCAGAACGUGAGCCAUUCACGUUUUACACUAGGGAUUAGUGUGUGAUAAAUUCUUGGACUUACUCAAUUACCACAAAUAUAGUAACUUUGUAUAUAAUAGUUAACGAAGUAUAUAUAAAUAGUUAACAAGGUGAAAACCAUUUUGAUGGCGGGCCCGGUAUGCACGUCAUUGUUUUCAGUCCAAAUAUUUCAGGAAUUAAAAGCAUUUAAAGAUUUAAAGGUGAAGUUAUUAUAGAAAUUAAAACACUUCUAAAUUACUUCACAAUUUUAUUAACAGUUCUUCAUGAUUUCAAGGCCGGGUUACACUGUCUAUGACGCUACGGCGCGUAAUAGUGAUUAGAGACCUUAUGAUUUUAGGACGGCAACGCGACGACGACGGCCAGUUGAAAACAAACUCCUUCAAAUAAAUAGUAAUAAAGAUAGUUCGUCGUAUAUUAUCCCAAUCGUAUGAAUUUAAUGCAGUUUUGGAAGUUGAAGACAUGGGUUUUAUGGUUGGGAAAAGUUCUGCUAAACCGGCCCAGUUUGAAGUUGCACUUGUCAGUGGCUUGGAAUGCAGCCGUCGUAUCAAGACGUGAAAAUUUGUGAUUUGGCGCUGUAAACAGAGCGAGAACAAUGUCUAAAUUAUUCAUAUAGGCUAUUGUAAUUACUCAAUUCUUUUCAAUGAUCUAUGUAUUGGUAGCCGUUACCGUCGCAUUGCCGUCCUAAAAUCGUAAGGUCUCUAUUUGCAUCCGAAGUGCCAAACCUAGUGGUCCGUAGUUUUAAUAUGCUACGGCAAACCACUUCGUUAGUGUAAACACAAUACUAAGAAACGUAGUGAAUUUUUAACGAAAUUGAUUUGUAUUCAGAGCGGGAAAUGUAGUGGUCCGUAGUUAGUACACUACGGCAAACCACUCCGUUAUAGUGUAUACAAUAUAACCUUAAUACUAUAGAAACGUGUCGUUGUAAAUUUUUAACGGAAUGUUAGCCGUGGCGUUAUAGUGUAAAACGGGCCCUAAACUCUAAAGCUAAUUCUGUAUUGCCAAAACCUGAUGUGUGUGAAUUUUUUUAUAUAUUCUAAUUUUUCUAAUAAAAUUGUAUACAUAUUACACCAAUUUAUCGAUUUCGUCUGAUAUUUAUUGUUAUUGCAAAAUAGCUACAAAAUAAAUCCGAAAUUGCAUUGCAAGUUGCAGAAAAAAUUGCCGCGUGUGUCAUGGCCUUAAGUAGCCAGCAACGUGCGAGGUUUUACUUGUUAAUGGUACUUGGUAAUAUUCGUAGUUUUAUUGAUACUUCUCCACUCCUGCUAAUGGAGUCCGAGCUACGCUGUAAGUGAAAACCUUAAUAUAACUUCCCUCUAAUUUCAAAAUAAACUGAUCGCAGCAAUUUAAUUUCUAUGUACACACUAUUACAUCCUUUAACUAUAAAGCACCACUUAAUUAAUACAACAUGGUUUAACUCACGUUGACAAAUGAACCAAUGUUAAAAACAGAUCUGGGGAAUAAGCCUCAUUAAUGCCGGACUGAAAGCUAGGCGUUAUAAUAGUCCACAAGUUCAUCAUCAUACAUUCAUACUUAUAUACUUUAACGUUUCCGAGAAAACGUACUGAAUUUUGUUUGAUCGUCUUCAUCGUCAGUAUCUUGAAUUUGCAAUUUAGCGUUGCCAGACUGAGAUUGUUCCUAGAUAUAGUGGAGAAAAUCAUAAACAAUUAUUAGUCUUUGUAUUUACCAAAAGCCAGAGUAGCGUCAACACGAGGCGCUUCCGAAAGUCGAGCAACAUCCCAAGUGCAUGGAUGACUCUAUCGUGGACGGAAUACUAAUACUAUUUUGUAAUUGUUGUACAACAUAACUACCG